UUGGAGAGGGAGGCCAGCACCGGCGGGUGGCUGCGGCUCUCCGCUCCGUGUGAACGCCCCGGCAGCGGGGCCGGGACAGCGGCGUCGUCACCGGUCCGUGCCCAAAGCGACCCCGACGGCGUCCCCGAAAGAGCCGGGGGUCCCCGGGGUGGCGGCUCCCCCUGCCCCGCCGCCCACUCUAAUCCGGUUAGAGGGGAUUAGCGCUGCGGUUUAAAGGCCGGGGCGGCACGGGGCAGGGGUGCCGGGCGCCUCGGAGAGGAGGCGGCCAGCAGCGGGGCAGCGCGGUGCGAGUGCGCCCGGGGGCGGGCAGGGGGCGGCCGAGCCACCGCUCGGGGGCUCCGGCCCCGCGCCGACCGCCAGCAGCCCUCCGUCCUCCGGCCGCGCUGCCGAGACGAUGCCGGCCAUCAACAUCGAGGACCUGAGCGAGAAGGACAAACUGAAAAUGGAAGUGGAGCAGCUCCGGAAAGAAGUGAAGCUGGAGAGGCAGCCGGUCUCCAAGUGCUCCGAAGAGAUCAAGAACUACAUCGAGGAGCGGUCGGGUGAGGACCCGCUGGUGAAGGGGGUUCCCGAGGACAAGAACCCCUUCAAGGAGAAGGGAGGCUGUGUCAUCGCUUAGGAAAACGAACCCAGCGCCUGCCUGCGGCGCAGACGCUCUCCUCGUACCCGUAGGGAGUCACUAGCGUGUCCCCACCGUCGCCGGUCCUUGUCGAACGAGCACAGGAGCGGAUUUCUCUCGUCUGUUUGUUUGGUUGGUUUUUUUUUUUUCUCCUUCCAGAAAUAAAGAAAGCAACCCGGAGGCAGCCGAGCCCCGGGCAGGGCCGGCUGUCCCUCUGCCUCCCCCGCGGCCGGGACGGCUCCCGCCGCGUCCGCUUUCGCCACCCGCUUGCCGGUUGCUUCACGGCUGUUCGUUGCCAUUAAAGAAUAAUCUUUCCUGUAAA
Messenger RNA from Cuculus canorus (common cuckoo), 938 nucleotides. Its product is annotated as guanine nucleotide-binding protein G(I)/G(S)/G(O) subunit gamma-11. Gene Ontology annotation, molecular function: G-protein beta-subunit binding. The transcript is spliced from 2 exons. Lineage: Eukaryota; Metazoa; Chordata; Aves; Cuculiformes; Cuculidae. Gene Ontology annotation, cellular component: heterotrimeric G-protein complex. Bases 395 to 616 code for a protein of 73 amino acids. The record is from RefSeq and is a predicted model, not a curated record. Gene Ontology annotation, biological process: G protein-coupled receptor signaling pathway.